Molecule: messenger RNA, 1377 nt
Organism: Selaginella moellendorffii
Lineage: Eukaryota; Viridiplantae; Streptophyta; Lycopodiopsida; Selaginellales; Selaginellaceae
Product: putative oxidoreductase TDA3
Exons: 1
Coding region: 119-1360 (413 amino acids)
Cellular component (GO): cytoplasm
Molecular function (GO): oxidoreductase activity
Source: RefSeq, a predicted model, not a curated record
GUUCCUAGGGCCAAGACACCCAACCGUUGUCUUUUCUUUUCCUCUCCGCCGCGCCGCGGAUGAUCCCAACGCCAGGCGCAGGGUGCGCGGCGGCGACGCGGGCACCUCCAACAAUCCAAUGGAUCCGACUCCGCCCACUCCAAUCGAUCCCAGCGCCAGUAGCAGCAGCAGCAGCAGCGACCCGUCUCCCAGCCCCGGCCACGCCAUCGUGUGCGGCGCGGGUGUGAUCGGCGCCUGCACAGCCUACUUCCUCGCCAAGAAGGGCGUCCGCGUCACGGUCGUGGAGCGCUGCAGCGUCGCCUGCGCCGCCUCGGGCAAGGCCGGCGGUUUCCUCGCGCUCGACUGGUGCGACGGCAGCCCCCUCGGCAAGCUCGCGCGCGCCAGCUUCCUCAUGCACCAGCGCCUCGCCGCCGAGCUCGACGGCGCGCAUCGCUACGGCUAUCGCCCCCUCGACACGCUCAGCCUCGUCGUGGAGGAGCCAAGGUCCGGCACUGACAACCAUCACGCUGGUGGCGGCGAGGUGGUGAACGCUUCCACCCCCUCGGUUCUUCCAUCCUGGACCGAUGGCCCUGUCAAAGGUGCCACCCCGAUUGGAAACCAGACCACCACCGCGCAGGUCCAUCCGGCUCUCUUCACGCAAGCGGUGCUCUCCGCCGCCGAGGCCGAGUUUGGCGUCCGGGUCAUCCGCGGCGAGGUGGAGGAGCUCCGCCUGGAUCCACACCGGAUGAAGCUGCUGGGAGUUGUCGUGGACAAGGAGCUCAUCCCGGCCGAGGUGGCGGUGGUGGCGCUCGGCCCCUGGUCCAGCAAUCUCAGCUCCAUCUCGGACCUCACCAGGAUCUCGGGGAGGAAGGCUCACAGCAUCGUCGUCCGGCCCAAGAGCUCGCAAGAUCUCACCCCGCACGCGCUGCUGCUGAGGUACAAGACCCGGGAAGGCAAGCAGCUCGCUCCGGAGGUCUACCCGCGUCCCACCGGCGAAGUUUACGUCUCGGGCAUGUCCGAGGAGGCCGAGCUGCCCGCUACUGCCCACCAAGUCAAGCCCAGGAACGAGGCCGUCGCCAUGUUGAGGAGAGUGUCCGAGACCGUCUCCUCCCACCUCCAAGGGGCCGAGCUCGAGACCGCCCAGGCCUGCUUCAUGCCGCUAUCGGAAGAUGGACGGCCGCUCAUUGGAAAGCUUCCAAACGUCGAGGGAGCGUACGUUGCCACCGGACACGGCUACUGGGGGAUUCUUAACGGACCGGCCACCGGGGCCUUCUUGUCGGAGCUCAUCGUCGAUGGCGAAUGCAAGACUUUGGACUUGAAGUACUUUGAUCCGGCCAGGUUCUUUAGGAACAAUGCCCGGAGGAAAGACUGCUUCCUGUAACGAGUAGAAAACGAAGA